Molecule: messenger RNA, 1573 nt
Organism: Arachis duranensis
Lineage: Eukaryota; Viridiplantae; Streptophyta; Magnoliopsida; Fabales; Fabaceae
Product: FBD-associated F-box protein At5g56370-like
Exons: 4
Coding region: 37-1377 (446 amino acids)
Molecular function (GO): protein binding
Source: RefSeq, a predicted model, not a curated record
CCUCUCCGGUGAUAGAAAAAAACGAAACCAUCAACCAUGAAAAUGGAUAGGAUCAGUUUUUUACCCAAUUCUAUCCUUUGCAACAUUCUCUCAUACCUCCCAACAGAAGAAGCUGUAUCCACCAGCAUCCUCUCUAGCAGGUGGCGCCAAGUUUGUAAGGAACUCCAAGUCUUUGACAUAGAUGAUACACCCUUUCGGUCCGGUCUGGAAUGGGAAGCUCGAUUUGUUUCAUAUGUGAAUGCUAUUCUAACUCAGCGCAAUGCAGAUUACCCUAUCCAAAAGUUCCGCCUCACUUGCAAUAAAGUUUCAAAGAGUCUCCUCUUAACAUGGCUUAAUGCCGUCAUUGGGCCCCAUCUUCAAGAACUCUAUCUCAACAUUGAUCUACCAAUCAAGCUGCCUGAAGCCAUACUCACUUGUCCAUCACUCAAGUCCCUUAUUUUGAAACGUGAUAGUUUUUUGGAUUCUUAUCCAAAGUUUUCAAAUGUUUAUUUGCCAUCCCUCAAGAAUCUAGAGUUGGAUAUAGUCUAUAUGGACCCCAGCAAGCUUUUAUCCGGCUGCCCUGUUCUUGAAAAUUUUAAGCUCAUUUUACAGGUCCACGAUAAUUCUUGUGUUGCUCUCAUACCUACAAUGCAGCAGAUGCCUCGCACAUUGAAAAGUUUAAUCAUUGAAGAUAACACAUUUUUUAAUGGGGUUAGCCAUCGUUUGAUUUUGAUAGACACGCCAUCUCUUGAAUACCUUCAUAUAAAAGUAAUGACCCUCUUGAACUCUAAGCUAGAGUUUUCUUUUAGCAAUUUCAUUAACAUAGUGGAGGCACAUCUUGAUCUUCUUCAUGACUGUAUUUACCAUGUCGGUUGGGUGCCCCACCUUCUCCAUGCACUGCGCGAAACAAAAUUGUUGGCAUUGAAAGGUUACUCAACACUGUGCUUAUUUAGUGCCCCAGCUUUCGAGUUUCCAGAAUUUCACCGUUUGCUCAAUCUAGAGCUUGAUGUUCCAUGUUUCAGCAUAAACUUCCUGCUAAACUUCCUUCAUAGUUCUCAUGUACUUGAAGCUCUUGUGAUUAAUGAUAUUUCAAAGGAAAAAUAUUUUCAUCUGGUGGAGUAUGAUGGGCCAGCACCACCAACCAUGGUUCCUAAUUGUGUGACUUCACAUCUCAAGAGUUUUGAAUUUAGAGGAUACGAAGAUUCUGUAGAUAAGCGUGAAUUUAUUGCAUAUCUUUUACAAAGAGGACUUGCUUUGGAGAUAGUUACAAUUCAUCUAAAUUAUGUUUUCAACCAAGAGACAAAGUAUGAUAUUGUUAGGGAAUUAUCUGCUAUACCAAGGGGCUCUACAACAUGUCAGCUAAAUUUCAUUGACCAAAAUGCUGUUGAACAUGGUUGAUGGCAAGUUGGCUCUACACCCUGGUCAACUGCAAAACAAUUUUUGAUGCAUCAUGACUAGGAUAUGAACCAUGUUUUUAUUUUUACUUUUCUGUGAAUCUUUUAUUUGCUUAAUACAUUUUUCCAAUAACAUGUUUUUUUGAUGCCCUUGUUCUGCUAAAAGAGGCAGAGGUAAUUUUUCGUUUAGUUUGUUAUUU